Messenger RNA from Theileria orientalis strain Shintoku, 372 nucleotides. Its product is annotated as ubiquinol-cytochrome c reductase complex. Gene Ontology annotation, biological process: mitochondrial electron transport, ubiquinol to cytochrome c. The transcript has 3 exons. The coding region runs from base 1 to 372 and encodes 123 amino acids. Lineage: Eukaryota; Apicomplexa; Aconoidasida; Piroplasmida; Theileriidae. The record is from RefSeq and is a predicted model, not a curated record.
AUGGCAUAUCCGUACCGCAGUCGAUUUUUCCAGAAGUGUCCGGAGUACAUUCCCCCGACUAGUGAGGAGGACGCCCAGGUCGACCCUAGGACAAAGCUGAGGCCCCCCUGCGAGCAGAAGUGCGCCAAAUACAACAAACUCUACGACGAAUGCGUUGAACGCGUCACUAAGAGGAACGAGUUGAUUCAGAAGGGGGAGUCCGAACUUGAGCUCGGCCACUGCCUAGGUCAGCACUACGACCUGGUCAGCUGCGUCGACAACUGCGUAAGUGGCCAAGGACCUUUUUCGGUACCUCAAGUAGCACACAUGGUUACCGUCCUCGUAUUAGCAACCGUGGCUGUUUUACACGACGAUCUGGCCUCAGAUAAAUAA